AUGACUGUUACAGUGAAAGAAGAGGAAGACGUUUUUGGAGCGAAGGAAGAGGAGGGGGAGAUUACUGUCACAUUGGAGGACGAAGAAGAACAGAGGACUGGAGAACUGAUUAACACCAGUAAAUACAGAGAGAUACCAGACUCUCACUCUGACAGCAGGAAGAGUCCUUCAGAGGAACCAGACCCAGAGACGCCCAAACCAGUGAGACGACAUCACUGGUCCCAGUGUAAAAAGAGUUUUAAGUGGUUAUGGAAGCUGAAAAGUCAUGAUAGAACAGACACAGGAGAGAAGACUUCACAAUGUUCCCAAUGUGGAAAGAGUUUUACACGGUUGGGGAACCUGAAAAGGCAUGAGAGAAUACACACAGGAGAGAAGCCUUUCCAAUGUUCCCAAUGUGGAAAGAGUUUUACACGGUUAGGGAGCCUGAAAGAACAUAAAAUUAUACACACAGGAGAGAAGCCUUUCCAAUGCUCCCGGUGUGAAAAGGGCUUUAGGUGGUUAGGGAACCUGAAAAAGCAUGAGAGAACACACACAGGAGAGAAACCGUUCCAAUGCUCCCAGUGUGUAAAGAGUUUUACACAGUUAGGGAGCUUGAAGGAGCAUGAAAGGAUACACACAGGGGAGACAUCUUACCAUUGCUCCCUGUGUGGAAAAGAUUUUACCAAGUUAAGGAACCUAAUAAAACAUACAGAAUUACACACAGGUGAGAAGCCUUUCCAAUGCUCCCAGUGUGGGAAGGGUUUUACACGGCUAGGGAACCUGAAGGAUCACAAAAGAGUACAUACAGGAGAGAAGCCUUUCCAAUGUUCCCAGUGUGGAAAGAGUUUUACACGGUUACGGAGCCUGAACGAACAUAAAAUAAUACACACAGGAGAGAAGCGUUACCAAUGUUCCCAGUGUGGAAAGGGUUUUACCCUGUUAGGGAGCCUGAAAAAGCACGAGAGAACACACACAGGAGAAAAGCCGUUCCAAUGCUCCCAUUGUGGAAAGAGUUUUACACAGUUAGGGAGCUUGAAGGUGCAUGAAAGGGCACACACAGGGGAGACAUCUUACCAUUGCUCUCUGUGUGGAAAGAAUUUUACCAAGUUAGGGAACCUAAAAAAACACAAACAAUUACACACCGGAGAGAAACCUUUCCAAUGCUCCCAGUGUGGGAAAGGUUUUACACGGUUAGGGAACCUGAAGGACCAUCAAAGAGUACACACAGGAGAGAAGCCCUUCCAAUGUUCCCAGUGUGGAAAGAAUUUUACAUGGUUAGGGAACCUGAAAAAGCACGAGAGAACCCACACCGGAGAGAAGCCUUUCCAAUGUUCCAAGUGUGGAAAUAGUUUUAAAAGGUUAGGGAGCCUGAAGGAGCAUGAAAGGACACACACGUGGGAGACAGCUUACCAUUGCUCUAUGUGUGGAAAGAAUUUUACCAAGUUAGGGAACCUAAACAAACAUGAAAAAUUACACACGGGAAAGAAACCUUUCCAAUGCACCCAGUGUGGAAAGGGUUUUACACGGUUAGGGAACCUGAAAGACCAUAAAAGGACACACACAAGAGAGAAACCUUUCCAAUGUUCCCAGUGUGGAAAGGGUUUUACCCAGAUAGGGAACCUGAAAAGGCAUGAGAAAAUACACACAGGAGAGAAGUCGUUCCAUUGUCCGCAGUGUGGAAAGGAUUUUACCCAGUUAGUGAACCUGAAAAGGCAUGAGAAAACACACUCGGUUUUAACAAUGACCCCAGGAGUUGGAAACGGUUCGGAGAACAGAACAGAAAACCGCGUAAGAACAAAAAAAAUGAAGAAACAGAAACCGAACCGGGAAAGAAAGUGAUCUCGACAGUUUUUUGAAACAGAACCGUUAUUUUUAAAGUAACUGUCCAGUGAAAAUCUAACUUGAAAAAGUUAAUAUUCUGUUAAAAUAUCAUUAUGACGUCAU
Salvelinus namaycush (lake trout) is the source of this 1923-nucleotide messenger RNA. Its product is annotated as gastrula zinc finger protein XlCGF57.1-like. The transcript has 2 exons. The record is from RefSeq and is a predicted model, not a curated record. Lineage: Eukaryota; Metazoa; Chordata; Actinopteri; Salmoniformes; Salmonidae. The coding region runs from base 1 to 1818 and encodes 605 amino acids.